AGAAGCAAAACGGAAUGCCUCCACGCCAAACGAGCGGCAGCGAGAAGAAGAGAUCGAGCGAGACGGAGAGAGCGAGGGCGUGGGGGAAGAUUCCUGUUCAUCAUAGCCCCCUCUUCUCUAGCGAAUCAUCUCGUCAAGGGCUCGAAUCUCGCAAUAUCGUCUCGAUCCCUUUCUCCCCAUUGAUUCGUGUUCAUCAUAGCCCCCUCUUCUCUAGUUCAUCUCGUCGAGUGCAGGUGAGCAGUUAGAGCAGUGCAGCCAUGGGCGCAGGUGGACGAAUGACAGUCCAAGAGCAGGAGGCCAAAAAUUUCUCUGUUAGCCCCGGUGGCGGCGGCGAUAAACCCCUCCACCGCUCGCCCACCGAGAAGCCAUCCUUCAGCUUCGGUCAGAUUAAGAAGGCUAUCCCUCCUCACUGCUUCCACCGCUCCAUCUUCCGAUCCUUCUCUUACGUCGUCCAUGACCUGCUCCUUGCCGCCCUUUUCCUCUACUUCGCACUCGCCUUCAUCCCCAACCUUCCGACUGCCCUCGCCCUCGUUUCCUGGCCUCUCUACUGGGCUCUCCAGGGAUGCGUGCUUACUGGCGUGUGGGUCAUUGCCCACGAGUGCGGCCACCACGCCUUCUCCGAUUACUCCCUUCUGGACGACGCCGUCGGACUCCUCCUCCACUCUGCUCUCCUGGUUCCCUACUUCUCCUGGAAGUACAGCCACCGCCGCCACCACUCCAACACCGGCUCCCUGGAGCGCGACGAAGUGUUCGUUCCCAAGCAAAAGGCGUCACUCUCCUGGUUCACCGCGUACCUCAACAACCCUCUCGGCCGCUUGAUCACCCUGGCCGUCACGCUCACCCUCGGCUGGCCGCUCUACCUCGCCUUCAACGUCUCCGGCCGUCCCUACCCCCGCUUCGCCUGCCACUACGACCCGUACGGCCCCAUCUACUCGGACCGCGAACGCGCCCAGAUCUUCAUCUCCGACGCCGGUCUCGUUGCCAUCUCCUACGGUCUCUUCCACCUAGCCACCAUCCACGGCUUCUGGUGGCUCGUCCGUGUCUACGGCGUGCCGCUCCUCAUCGUCAACGCCUGGCUCGUCGCCAUCACCUUCCUCCAGCACACGCACCCAGCGCUGCCCCACUACGACUCGAGCGAGUGGGACUGGCUCCGCGGCGCGCUCGCCACAGUCGACCGCGACUACGGCGUGCUUAAUCGAGUGUUCCACAACAUCACCGACACCCACGUCGCCCACCACCUGUUCUCCACCAUGCCGCACUACCACGCCAUGGAGGCGACCAAGGCCAUCAAGCCGCUGCUGGGCGAGUACUAUCAGUUCGACGGCACGCCGCUGCUGAAGGCCAUAUGGAGGGAGGCGCGCGAGUGCAUCUACGUGGAACCCGACGCCGGCGGCAAGCAGAAGGGCGUCUUCUGGUACAGCAACAAGCUCUAAACUAAAUCAAUCUCCCAGCCGCGACAACUCAUCUUGGAUCAACUCCUAAAUUAGCAAGAAAGGCAGCAGAUAUAUUAGGGAAUGAGCCGGCGAUCGCUCUGAUCGCCGAUUAAUUUCGCGGUGGUUCUUCUUUGCACCCUACCGAUCGAGUCAGUGUCGUCUAUCUGUGUCUUUCUCUUGGUGUCUAAAUUGUCUGUCGUUGUUCCUCGUGUUAUUCUUCUAGUGCUGAUCUGAUGGCGUGUACGCACAUUCGUUGAAUUAUAUUAAACCGAUCACCUAACGAGUUGGAAACCA
Molecule: messenger RNA, 1727 nt
Organism: Zingiber officinale
Lineage: Eukaryota; Viridiplantae; Streptophyta; Magnoliopsida; Zingiberales; Zingiberaceae
Product: delta(12)-fatty-acid desaturase FAD2-like
Exons: 3
Coding region: 258-1433 (391 amino acids)
Biological process (GO): lipid metabolic process
Molecular function (GO): oxidoreductase activity, acting on paired donors, with oxidation of a pair of donors resulting in the reduction of molecular oxygen to two molecules of water
Source: RefSeq, a predicted model, not a curated record